Molecule: messenger RNA, 1608 nt
Organism: Dermacentor silvarum
Lineage: Eukaryota; Metazoa; Arthropoda; Arachnida; Ixodida; Ixodidae
Product: neprilysin-3-like
Exons: 9
Coding region: 1-1608 (535 amino acids)
Biological process (GO): protein processing
Cellular component (GO): plasma membrane
Molecular function (GO): metalloendopeptidase activity
Source: RefSeq, a predicted model, not a curated record
AUGGAACAGGUUCCUGCGACGGAAGGGAUUCAGGAGAAGGGAAAAGGGACGUCUCUCCCGGCGUGGCUGGUACUGUCGGCACCGCUCCAGCACGUCCGGUGUGAGGACGAAGCCGGAACGGAGCCUAUGCAGCAGCACCUGCCCCGACCCGGGAAGACCCGCAGGAAGUGGGCUUGGCUUGCAAGAGGCAUUGAAAUCACCACCAUGGCAUACCUUGGCGAUUUAAGGGUACCAUAUUCGAAGCAAAAUGCCCAGCAAAAAGCAGCGGGGAUGUACCAGGCCUGCCUUGCCUUUGCCAAGUCACGCAGGACGGAAACUCAUUAUCUCGUCGAAUGGAUGGCAUCCCUGGACCUGGACCUGAUGAACAAGACAAGAUUGGCUGCAGUCAACCCAGUUGCAAUGAUGGUGCGCAGUUCUCUUGACCUAGGAGUCAAGGCUGUGGUCGCCGUUGUACUUUUCGACCGGCACUUCGAAUUCGGCAAGAGAGUGAUGCAGAUAGAGUACAGCAAAGAACAAGCCGAGUGGCUAACGGAGUGGCGCCUGAGUUCUGAACGUAAUAACCUCAACGACUACGUAAGUCUUCUCAGGGAAUAUGGCUUCAACUCACCUGAUGACGCGCAGCUGGCCUCGAAGAUACUUGGAUACGAAAAAGAACUUGAAGUUAUCACCAAAAGCCAGAAUUCUUCCAAGAACGUCGUUGAGCGCACACCCAUUCGUUCCCUCGAUGAAUGGGAGGCCUAUUUUUCCAAGUACACCAACGGCCUCUAUAAGGGUUCGGAUUCAAUUCAACAUGAACGACUUGUGGUCAAGGUGCUCGUGAAGCUGUUCGAGAGCAAGUUUGUGGGUGAAAACGGGCUCAGAUACCUUGUCGCCUGGAGCAUCUACAGGCAGCUGCUUACUUAUACAGUGCCAGAACGGCUUUUUGGAAAAAGUCCUGUUAGCUACCAGCACGUCAAGAAAUAUUGCUACGCGCUCGUUGGAAAAGUGAUGAAUCGGGCGAUGAAGAGCCCCUACUUUCAGUCACAGGUGCCACUGGAGAUGGUUGACCGGGCUAAGCGUAUGGUGACCAGACUCCGCAGUGCCUUCCGCAAGUCUUUGGAGUCAUCAAGCUGGUUCACGGGCAGAGGUCGAGAAGUGGCCCUCCGCAAGCUAGACAACCUCACCUCCUACGUGGGAAGUCCAGAUAAUCGAUUGGACCCCGUGUCGCUCGAAAAGCAUUACAAACCGUACCCGGAUGCACUUCCGGACCGUGUUUUCCCCACGUGGAUCAAGGCUCUCUCUCUCUCGACCCAGGACGUUUGGCUCGACAAGACGACAUGGCUCUACGACGAGACGGAAGUGACUGCCUUCUAUAAUUACAACUAUAAUACUCUCGUCGUACCAACAAGCCUCUUGCAGCGACCCUUCUUUUAUCCGUACGGACUACUUGGUCUGAACUAUGGGGGCCUCGGAGCGAUUGCGGCCCACGAGCUGAUGCACGCGUUCGACGUAAAAGGGAUAACGCUCACAGAAGCAUACCAACCCUGGAACGCUAGCGAUAUUAUAAAGGAAUACACUAAAAGGGCGCUGUGCCUGCGGCAGAUGCACAUAUCGGUCGUGAGUAGAUGA